Molecule: messenger RNA, 1184 nt
Organism: Xenia sp. Carnegie-2017
Lineage: Eukaryota; Metazoa; Cnidaria; Anthozoa; Malacalcyonacea; Xeniidae
Product: cyclin-dependent kinase 1-like
Exons: 7
Coding region: 130-1071 (313 amino acids)
Biological process (GO): G2/M transition of mitotic cell cycle; mitotic G2 DNA damage checkpoint signaling; protein phosphorylation
Cellular component (GO): nucleus
Molecular function (GO): ATP binding; cyclin-dependent protein serine/threonine kinase activity; RNA polymerase II CTD heptapeptide repeat kinase activity
Source: RefSeq, a predicted model, not a curated record
GAUGCGCGACGUUCGAAUUUUAUAUCGUUUCAAAAAAAUUGAAACCUAAAGAAGAAAACAUUCAAAGAAUAUAGGACGCACAAUAAUCUUCAUCGGUAAGUAGGUAUUAUUUUUAAGUUCUUCAGUGCGAUGUCUAAUUUCAUAAUGACAACAAUGGAAGAUUAUGAAAAAAUUGAAAAAAUUGGCGAAGGCACAUAUGGAAUAGUAUACAAAGCCAGGAAUUUAAAAACUCGUGAACUAGUCGCGUUGAAAAAAAUUCGACUUGAUUGCGAAGACGAAGGCAUGCCAAGUACAUCGCUUCGAGAAAUAUCAGUUCUCAAGGAAUUACAACACCCCAACAUUGUGUGGUUGCAACAUGUUGUCCACCAAGAUAUGAAACUGUACCUGGUGUUUGAGUAUCUAACAAUGGACCUCAAGAAGCAUUUAGAUACAACGAGUGGAUUUCUUGACAAAAUGCUUGUGAAGAGCUACUUAUACCAAAUUUUGACUGGAAUGUUGUUCUGUCACACAAGAAGAACAUUGCACAGGGACUUAAAGCCACAAAAUCUAUUAAUUAAUGACAAAGGGGUGAUAAAGCUGGCUGAUUUUGGACUAGCAAGAGCAUUUGGCUUGCCCAUUCGUGCUUAUACCCAUGAGAUUGUGACAUUGUGGUAUCGUCCACCUGAAGUCCUGUUGGGUUCCCCUCGUUAUUCCACAGCUGUUGACCAAUGGGGCAUUGGAUGCAUCUUUGCGGAAAUGGUCACCAAAAGACCACUAUUUGCUGGAGAUUCAGAGAUUGACCAACUGUUUCGUAUCUUUAGAAUUUUAGGUACUCCUACAGAGGAAAACUGGCCUGGUGUUUCCAAAUUGCCGCAGUACAAGCCAACGUUUCCAAAAUGGAACAUAUCCGAGAACCAAGGCUUAAAGAAAGUUGUUCCAACAUUGUGUAGCAGUGGCUUGGACCUUCUAGAAAAGUUCUUCAUCUACCAACCAAGCUUAAGAAUCUCAUGUAAAAAAGCUUUACAACAUGCAUACUUUUUGGACUUAAAUACCAGCUUGCUACCUGCACAACCUCAACUAUCGUGUCCUUAAAGUGAUAGCGUACAUAACAAAUUAACUAUCGAUGUUUAAUAUUUAGGAUUUGCCUUUACAUUUGAUUAUUACAUGUUACUAGUUCAUUAAUAAAUUAGAAGUUAUUCAUAAAA